AUGACUCGCAUCGAUGUCUCGCGUCCGCAGUUCGACCAGAACUCGUAUUGGGGUCGCGCGCGACACUUCUUUCAAACCACAAAUCCGUUGAAUCUUUUCGUUUCGUCCAAUCAUUUGCAUGAAUCGCGAGAAAUCGUCCGACGCCUCAAGCGCGGCGAAGACGUCGACCUCUCGGAGGAGCAGUUGUGGCGCCACAAACAGAUCUACGACUCGGCCUUUCAUCCCGAGACCGAAGAGAAAAUGAUUCUUUUCGGCCGAAUGUCGGCUCAGGUGCCCAUGAAUAUGGCCAUCACCGGCUGUGAGUCCUCCCGCGCCCUCCCGUUCCCCCACUCACGCCCUCUCGCCCGCAGGUAUGCUCACGUACUACAAGAGCACUUCGGCGGCCGUCUUCUGGCAGUGGUUCAAUCAGUCCUUCAACGCUGUCGUCAAUUACACGAACCGAAGCGGCGACACUCCGCUGCCCCUCUCGUGAGCCCUCUCCAACUCGCGACGGCGUAUUCGGUGGCCACUGGCGGCGCGCUCGCGACUGCGCUCUCUCUGAACCGAUUGGCGAAAGCGGCGCCUCCUGUCGUCGGGCGUUUCGUUCCCUUUCUAGCCGUUUCGGCCGCCAAUUGCGUAAACAUUCCUCUCAUGCGAUUCCAAGAACUCCGUGACGGCCUCCAAGUGGUCGACCAAUCUGGCGCCCCCGUCGGCAAGAGUCGCACGGCUGCGCAGUGGGCCAUCGCGCAGGUUGUGUUCUCGCGCAUCGCGAUGGCCGCCCCCGGAAUGACUCUUCCGCCGCUCCUUAUGGAUCGACUCGAGCGUCGGGGCGUCCUCUCGCGCAUGCCGUGGAUCUCAGCGCCGCUUCAGGUCGUUCUCUGCGGCCUUUUCCUCACGUUCACGACUCCCAUGUGUUGCGCGCUUUUCCCGCAAACCUCUUCUCUCGACGCGAGUUCUUUGGAACCAGAAAUCGCCGCUCUUUUGGCCAAAAACGGCUCUCAAAAAGGCUUUUAUAAUAAAGGCCUCUAA
Oppiella nova is the source of this 1008-nucleotide messenger RNA. Lineage: Eukaryota; Metazoa; Arthropoda; Arachnida; Sarcoptiformes; Oppiidae. The record is from the annotation of a GenBank genome assembly.